Molecule: messenger RNA, 2260 nt
Organism: Bradysia coprophila
Lineage: Eukaryota; Metazoa; Arthropoda; Insecta; Diptera; Sciaridae
Product: serine protease gd-like
Biological process (GO): proteolysis
Molecular function (GO): serine-type endopeptidase activity
Source: RefSeq, a predicted model, not a curated record
UAAACUUCUUUAAGCGAGAAAGCAUUAUAUCUCUAUUCCUGGACGUACAGGUGGUAUAUGGUCAGUUGGAAAUGUAGUAAUAUGACAUGAGUUGAGCAGUUUAGUGUUUGGAAUAAUUUAAGAAAUUGAAAAAAUUAAUGUGUUGAAGUGUCGAUUAACGAUCGCCUAAACAAGUUAUUAUCUAUGUGUACAUCUUGUCAGUCUCGUUAAACAGGUCGUGCGGAAUAGAUCACAUUGUUAAAAUAGUUUUCGUAAAAGAAAUCCAUCAAACUUUUAGGCACACGUCAUUAGCAUUCAUACAAAUGUGUACACAACAACGAUGAUUUGUGUUGAUUUCUGUGAAAUGAAGUGGUUGUAGCCAGCGUUCAAUGAAUUUACAUUUUGUUUUUAGUGUAAAUAAAAUUAUGUAAAUUCGUAAGCGAAUUUUGGAAGAUUAAUACAAAUACGCAAAAAGAAAGACCGACUGUGCUUGAUACACUGUGCUCCGGGAUUCUGAAUUCGAAUAUUAAAAAUGGAAUUUCACUGGAUUUCAUAUGUGGUGUGUGUGAUAUUGUGCGUCCAUGUGGAUCGAUCUGUGCAACAAAAUAUACCACCGAGUCCGUGUCAAAAUAUGUUUCAAUAUGUGCGCGAAUAUGACUGGAUCGGAUUGGCAGAAGUGCCAAGUUUACCAUUAGGACAGGCGAUGAAAUUGGAAGUUAUGCUGAGUCUUCGGGCCAAAUUACCUUCGCAAUAUGUUGGAUCAGUCGAACUUUACGGAUCAAGGGAGGAUGCGAUACAAGAAAUCCGAUCGAAUGGACCCGUUCGAUACAGAAUACGUUUUCCCUUGCAAAAACCGUUGCCAAAACUAACUCAAUUAUCACUCAAUGGGCAAGUGUAUUGUUCAGGACCACCAGAAACUGGUUCCUACGUUACCCAGAUCAAACUCGAACAUACUUUGUUCACUGAGGUAGCGGCUGGACAUGGUGUAAGUGUUUUUGACAACACUAUAUACCCUCAAGACCCCUAUCUUGUAUACAAUAAUCAGGACUAUUAUUAUUCUAACACUUAUAAGACGCGACCUACUGCCCCAGGGAGACAGCCACAAUAUCAAACGCAGUAUCCAACGCAGCCAGACUAUCCAACACAGUCACAGUAUCCAACACAGUCACAAUAUCCAACACAAUCACAGCUUCCAACACAGUCACAGUAUCCAACACAGUCGCAGUAUCCAUCAAAGCCACAACCAAUCUAUCCGACACAACCGGAGCAACAACCCAACUUUAUUAGUCCAGCAACGAUUGAUUCAUCACAGGUCGAAUGUGGCAAGCCUCAUCCUAAAAGCAAUUUUGUAUCAUUGGUCGUUGGUGGUACAGGUGUACCACGUGGGGCAUGGCCAUGGUUGGUGGCCAUUUAUUUGGUGAAACCAAUUGGUCCGACAUUUAACUGUGGCGGAAAUCUAGUGUCUCCAAGAACUGUCGUUACAGCGGCACAUUGUUUCCGAACAUCCGAUCGAACGUACCAAGCUAACGAAAUUACACUGUUCUUGGGUCGACACAACAUUCUCAAUUGGAAUGAAGCUGGAUUCAAGGCAGCCCAAGCAGAACAGAUUAUCAUCCAUCAAGACUACAUGCUAAAGGAUACAUCUUAUGACGCUGACAUUGCACUGGUCAUAAUGACGGAGAGAGUCGAAUACACUGAAUUCAUUCGACCGAUUUGUUUGUGGGAAAUUUCUGACAGUGUGAACAACGUUGUCGGCCAAAGGGGAACGAUCAUUGGCUGGGGUCGAGAUGGUAGUGGAACAAUUGUCACGCCUGAGCCGAAGAAAAUCGAUAUGCCGAUUGUGUCGGAAGCGGAAUGCUUAAGAUCGAGCGACACCUAUCGAUACAUUACCAGUCAACGAACAUUUUGUGCGGGAGAACGUAACGGCCAAGGGCCGUGUAAUGGUGAUUCGGGCGGUGGCAUGACGUUCAAAAUUAAUAACAAAUGGAUGCUGCGUGGUAUAGUGUCAGCGGCUUUGGCUGAUCCUAUUGUGAAUACAUGCAAUUUGGGAGAGUAUGUUGUGUUCACAGAUGCGGCGAAAUUUGUUGGUUGGAUUAGAGCAUACAUGCGUUAGAAGAAAAAAUAGAAAAAAUAAAUUGUUGACAAGAAUGGAAAGGCAACGUAACGCUUUAGGACAAAGUUGAACUACGGAAAAUCGACUGACUGAACUUUCGAACAAAAUUUAUUUAUUUCGACGAUUUGUCCGCAAGCAAAUAAAAACGCAGUUGAUUCAACGAAGUCA